Messenger RNA from Rattus norvegicus (Norway rat), 8735 nucleotides. It is a transcript of the gene Atp2b4, whose product is annotated as ATPase plasma membrane Ca2+ transporting 4. Gene Ontology annotation, cellular component: membrane raft; Z disc; sarcolemma. Gene Ontology annotation, biological process: negative regulation of citrulline biosynthetic process; response to hydrostatic pressure; calcium ion export. The record is from RefSeq and is a predicted model, not a curated record. Lineage: Eukaryota; Metazoa; Chordata; Mammalia; Rodentia; Muridae. Gene Ontology annotation, molecular function: P-type calcium transporter activity; calmodulin binding; nitric-oxide synthase inhibitor activity.
UCGCUCCGCCCCUUUCUCCUCCCGCUCUGCUGGGGGAGAGCUGGGGAGCCCCAGUCUGGCCGGAGUUGGCUGGAGCUGUUGCCAUGACAAGCAUUUUCUUAAGACAGCUCUGCUGUUGAGUCGGUCCUAGGCUGGGGGUGGGGUGGGGGCACGAACUUCUUAGGGGUCCAUCCCUCCGAAGACAGCGAGAUCAGACACCCGCCCAGCUCCCUGCACCCAUUUUCUUCCAGGGAAGGUCCUUCUUCGCAAGGAAGGGUUGGGGAAGAAGACCCAGCCCACUCCCCCCGGCUGUAGCUGAAAGGCCAGAGCGCAAAGCCAGCAUCACUAGGUGGUUUGCCACAGUGGGGAGAGCGGUGGGUGGUCACCCCACCCUACUCGGUCGGUCCAUGGAAACGCGCAGGGACGGUCCCGCUCGGAGACACCUGGAUCUUUGCUAGAAAGAGAGAGCCCAUCUACCACUGAGCUGCAUCUCCAACCAGCAGUGUCUUCUGUAUCCUAACCCCUGGCCACUGGAAGAGGCCUAGCCAUCAUCGUUAUCCAGGGAGCCCUCCUCUUUCUGCUGACGCCACCCUACCAUCGAAACUGCUGGUUGUUGCUAAGGUUGCCCCCAUGGUAACAUGCCUAUCCUGUUUACACUUCUAUAUGAACAAGUAGUCUAAACUAGGAACCUACGUACUCUGGACAACCAUUUCCGUCUCUACCCAGAGGACACCAAUCAUCGUGACACUACGUCCGUCUUCUACUAAGUUCCCCCAACCUCUUCCUCCUCUCACUAGUAGACUUAAUACAGAAGAAAGGAUCUCUAGGCCUGGUGUUGCUACUCUGAAACUUAUUGCACAAGAUAUUGUCAAUUUAUCCCCUAACUGGGCUCCCAGAGAAGAAAAAAGUGGGAAGAAACGAAGAAGAGAAGGCAAGAGACACUGCUCAGUUAGAGGGGAAACUCUACAUCUUCUCUGGUUGAGAGUCUGGUAACCGAAGGCAAGAUGACGAAUCCAUCAGGACAUAACUUGCCAGCCAACUCGGUAGCUGAGAGCUAUGAAGGGGAGUUUGGCUGCACCUUAAUGGACCUGAGGAAGCUCAUGGAGCUUCGUGCAGCUGAUGCAGUGACCCAGAUCAGUGCCCACUAUGGAAGUGUACAAGAAAUCUGCGCAAGACUGAAAACCUCCCCUGUAGAAGGUCUGUCUGGGAACCCUGCAGAUUUGGAGAAGCGUAGACUUGUUUUUGGGAAGAACAUGAUACCUCCGAAAAAGCCCAAGACGUUCUUAGAAUUAGUGUGGGAAGCCCUGCAGGAUGUCACACUCAUCAUCCUGGAGAUCGCAGCCAUCAUAUCCCUGGUCCUGUCCUUCUACCGGCCUCCUGGCGGGGAAAAUGAAAUCUGUGGCCACAUUGUAAGUAACCCAGAAGAAGAUGAGGAAGGAGAAACUGGCUGGAUUGAAGGGGCAGCCAUUCUUGCCUCGGUGAUCAUUGUGGUAUUCGUGACAGCCUUCAACGACUGGAGCAAAGAGAAGCAGUUCCGGGGGCUGCAGAGUCGCAUUGAGCUUGAGCAAAAAUUCUCCAUUAUCCGGAAUGGUCAGCUUAUACAACUCCCAGUGGCUGAGAUUGUGGUGGGAGAUAUUGCCCAGGUCAAAUACGGUGACCUGCUGCCUGCCGACGGAAUCCUAAUCCAGGGAAAUGAUCUGAAGAUUGACGAGAGCUCUUUGACAGGAGAAUCAGAUCAUGUCAAGAAGACUCUGGACAAAGACCCCAUGUUGCUCUCAGGGACUCAUGUGAUGGAAGGCUCUGGACGGAUGGUGGUGACUGCUGUGGGAAUCAAUUCCCAGACUGGAAUCAUCUUCACCCUCUUAGGGGCUAAUGAGGAAGAAGACGAUGAGAAAAAGAAGAAAGGUAAAAAACAAGGAGUCUCUGAAAAUCGCAACAAAGCAAAAACCCAGGAUGGAGUGGCCUUGGAAAUCCAGCCACUCAACAGCCAGGAGGGGCUCGAUAGUGAGGAAAAGGAGAAGAAAGCAAGCAAGGGACCCAAGAAGGAGAAGUCGGUCCUGCAGGGCAAGCUCACACGCCUGGCUGUGCAGAUCGGGAAGGCAGGUCUGAUCAUGUCUAUCCUCACAGUCCUCAUCCUGAUUCUAUACUUCGUGGUUGACAAUUUCGUGAUACAGCGCCGGGCAUGGCUUCCUGAGUGCACUCCUGUGUACAUCCAGUAUUUUGUCAAGUUCUUCAUCAUCGGAGUCACUGUACUGGUAGUGGCUGUGCCAGAGGGGCUGCCACUGGCUGUCACCAUCUCGUUGGCCUACUCUGUAAAGAAAAUGAUGAAGGACAACAACUUGGUCCGGCACUUGGACGCCUGUGAGACGAUGGGCAACGCCACAGCCAUCUGCUCUGAUAAGACGGGCACGCUGACCAUGAACCGCAUGACCGUGGUACAAGCUUACAUUGGGGGCACUCACUACCGCCAGAUCCCAAAACCUGACGACCUCCCACCCAACGUUCUGGACCUCAUAGUCAACAGCAUCUGUAUCAACUCUGCUUACACUUCUAAGAUUCUGCCUCCAGAGAAAGAGGGAGGCCUCCCCCGGCAAGUAGGCAACAAGACAGAGUGUGGACUGCUGGGCUUUGUCACAGACCUGAAGCAGGACUACCAAGCAGUUCGCAGUGAGAUGCCCGAGGAGAAGCUCUUCAAGGUGUACACCUUCAACUCAGUGCGCAAGUCCAUGAGCACCGUCAUCAGGAAGCCGGAAGGGGGCUUCCGCGUGUUCAGCAAGGGCGCCUCCGAGAUAAUGCUGCGCAAGUGUGAUCGGAUCCUGAACAAGGAAGGAGGAAUUGUACCAUUCAAAACUAAGGACCGAGACAAUAUGGUACGCAACGUCAUUGAGCCCAUGGCCAGUGAAGGACUCCGGACCAUCGGCAUAGCUUACCGAGAUUUUGAUGGUGAAGAGCCCUCGUGGGAAAAUGAGAAUGAGAUCUUCACUGGGCUGGUCUGCAUUGCAGUGGUGGGCAUUGAGGACCCUGUGCGCCCAGAGGUACCAGAUGCCAUUAACAAGUGCAAACGGGCUGGCAUUACUGUCAGGAUGGUGACAGGUGACAACGUCAACACAGCCAGGGCCAUCGCCACCAAAUGUGGCAUCUUGACUCCUGGUGAUGACUUCCUGUGUCUGGAAGGGAAAGAAUUCAACAGACUCAUACGCAAUGAGAAGGGCGAGGUCGAACAAGAAAAGCUGGACAAGGUCUGGCCCAGGCUUCGGGUACUGGCACGAUCUUCUCCCACAGACAAGCACACAUUGGUGAAAGGUAUCAUUGACAGCAAUAUUGGGGAACAGAGGCAGGUGGUGGCUGUCACCGGUGAUGGAACCAAUGAUGGACCGGCUCUAAAGAAAGCAGAUGUCGGUUUUGCUAUGGGCAUUGCAGGCACAGAUGUGGCUAAGGAGGCAUCAGACAUCAUCCUGACUGAUGACAACUUCACCAGCAUUGUGAAGGCAGUGAUGUGGGGCCGGAACGUAUACGACAGCAUUUCCAAGUUCCUGCAGUUCCAGCUCACUGUCAACGUGGUGGCCGUGAUUGUGGCUUUCUCUGGAGCCUGCAUCACUCAGGAUUCCCCACUGAAAGCGGUGCAGAUGCUGUGGGUGAACCUGAUCAUGGACACGUUUGCUUCUCUGGCCCUGGCCACAGAGCCCCCGACCGAUUCCCUGCUGAGGCGUCGCCCCUAUGGGCGAAACAAGCCCCUGAUCUCUCGCACAAUGAUGAAGAACAUCCUGGGCCACGCGGUGUAUCAGCUCGGAAUCGUCUUCCUCCUCGUCUUUGCUGGCGACAAACUGUUUGACAUUGACAGUGGGAGGAAGGCGCCUCUCAAUUCACCACCCAGCCAGCACUACACCAUUGUUUUCAACACGUUUGUGCUGAUGCAACUCUUCAACGAGAUCAACUCUCGGAAGAUCCAUGGCGAGAAGAAUGUCUUUGCAGGUGUCUACCGCAACAUCAUUUUCUGCUCUGUUGUUUUAGGCACGUUCUUCUGCCAGAUCUUGAUCGUGGAAGUGGGAGGUAAGCCCUUCAGCUGCACAAACCUCACCAUGGAGCAGUGGAUGUGGUGUCUCUUUAUAGGGAUCGGAGAACUUUUGUGGGGCCAGGUCAUCUCUGCAAUACCUACCAAGUCUCUAAAGUUCCUGAAAGAGGCGGGCCAUGGCAGUGACAAAGAGGAGAUCAGCAAGGACGCUGAGGGGCUGGAAGAGAUCGACCAUGCCGAGAUGGAGCUUCGCCGAGGCCAGAUCCUCUGGGUCCGUGGCCUGAACCGGAUUCAGACUCAGAUUGAAGUAAUUAACAAAUUCCAGACGGGAGCCUCUUUUAAGGGAGUCCUAAGGCGACAGAACUUGAGUCAACAACUUGAUGUAAAACUGGUUCCUAGCUCCUAUUCAGAAGCAGUUGCGUCAGUCAGAACCUCCCCCUCCACCUCUUCUGCCGUUACACCUCCUCCUGUGGGCAAUCAGAGUGGUCAAAGUAUUUCAUAGUUUCCGAGACGUCAUUCAUAAAUCCAAGAACCAGGUCUCCAUCCACAGCUUCAUGACCCAACCUGAGUACGCCGCAGACGAUGAAAUGUCACAGUCCUUCCUGAAUCAAGAGGAAAGUCCUUCGUUGGCUUCUAAGUCGCGGAUUACCAAGCGCCUGUCGGAUGCUGAAACUGUUUCACAGAACAACACGAAUAACAAUGCCGUGGACUGCCACCAAGUGCAAAUCGUUGCCUCCCAUCCCAACAGCCCUCUACAAAGCCAGGAGACACCGGUCUGAACGUCCAUCCUCUGAGUACCGUCCCUGCUCUCCCCUUUUUCUCUUCAUCUGUCCUAUCUGUAUGUGAUGGUGGGACUUGUCAUUGUUUCAUCAGCUGCUCCUAAGCAUGUGAGAACCCCCACCUGACCAUGAAGAAGCACAGACCUACAUGGAUUCGGUCAGACCUUGGGCAGGUAACAGUAGCUCCGCUCCCCAGGCGUACCAGUUGUCAUUUUAAAGAAGUAGUGACAAUCCUCUUAGCGUCGCCCAACCCAAAGUCUCCCCAGCAUCCCCCACACAUGCCACCACCCCCUUCUGACUUGGAGAUUUCACAAGCUAAGUCGUGGGCUCGGUGAGAGACAAACGCCCCAUGUUCGCGUUUCAGUAGAGUGACUAUCCUUAAAAUGUUCUUUCCUAUUUUGAAAAUGUGCACACUAAGGCCUCUAGCUCUUUCUGCCCUUCAGUCUGACGUCCCCCAGGGUUCUUUGGAUCUCACCUGCCCCUUACCAUCUUCCCUUUCAUCCACUCUUCCCACUCUCUUUAUGUCGUGGUAAUUACAAGAAUGGAAAGGGCAUGGCCAAACUGAGUCAAUUUGACCCUUACUGGCCCCAGUAGAACCUUUCAUUUUGUUCCAGAGGCAGGCAGAUUUCUUUUCUAAAAUGGUCUUUUUGGAGCAAAUGAGCUAGUGAAAUAUUUCCCUAUUCUUACCAGGUCAGCACCAACUUCUGAAUGUCUUCUUGGGUGGAUAGGGGUUUUUAAGUGCCAGGGAAAUCAGCCAUGACCAUAGGCCUGAGCUUCCUUCUUGCCUGGGGUGGUAGCAAAGAGUGAGGGGGCCAUGACCCUGCCUUCCAGCUGCUCGAGGAGCUUCAGGAUCAACAUGGGGCAGGCCUAGGACCAGAAGUCACUGAAGCAGACUACUUUCAAGGGUUUCAUUUGUUUGCCAAGGCUCUCCCAGAGCAGGAGCUUCCUUCUGUCGUGGGAGGCGAGGAUGAAUGUUAAGAACCCUUGGGAAGGACUAAAGCGCCAGUCCUUCAGGAGCUACACUUUGUUGUGUCCCACAACAUUUUCCGUCUCUAAGGAGGUCCCCAACUUUUGCAAACAUUCUAACGUUGAAGAGAGGAGGCGCCCAAACAGCAUGCUGAGUCAAGGGGCUAAAGGCCCUCCCUGGAAAGCUUCCUGCCCCCACCCCCAACCUCUCUGUCUUCACAUACCCUCCUCCAGGGUCUGUCUCCACUGCUGCCUGGGAAAGUCUGUGCCUUUCUGCCCUGAACACUGCCCAGAGCACCCUCUGCCCAGCAGCCUCUCGGGAGCCGGGAACUUCACCAAAAGGGACUUUGCCUUACUGGGAUGAGGAGGAAGCACAGGUGCUCCAUGUGUAUCUCGGCUGGCUGAUUUAAGCAUGUUUGUGCAGUGGAUCGAGUCGAUGUCCCCAAGUCCCAUCCACUGUUGGGUUAGUGAAGCCUGCCUCCCUCUUUCUAGGGUGAUGAGAAUAAGAGGGCGAGUGAGGCUCAUGAAAACAGCCAGAUUUCCACUUGGGAAAGAACGGUAAAAUGAGCCUGACCACCUGUAGUCUUUUUUCUAGCAAUCUUCCUCCCACCCCACCUUUCACCCAAGCUGCCAGGGGAGGGUGAGCGAAGGAACAAACACCAUUUCACACCCGUUCCAGCACAGCCCAUCAUUAUAGGAAGUAGAGAGAAGGUUUGGAUUCGGAUUUUGUAAGGCUUACAUACUUCAGCAAUCUUCCCUCAUGGGGGGGGGGGGCAUCUCCCUCGAGGUGUUAGCUGUUCAACUAUAUUUAAGUACAUUAGAAGAUUUGAUUCUGUCAGCUCUUUUAUUACCUCAGAUCAUUUUUUUUUAAAGCAAGCCAAUAACAAGUUUCAAAGGCCAUUUUACCAUCCUUGCUCCCAAAAGACUCUUGUGGUGCCUGACAGGUUACUCCUGAGGGCUUGUGUCUACUUUUUCAAAAGUCAACAUGUUUAUGUGUGUGUGUGUGUGUGUGUGUGUGUGUGUGUGUGUGUUUUCAGUAAUUUCCAUAGUAAGAGAGAAAAUAUAGAAAUAUUAUGCAAAAAAUAUAGUUUUCUUUAGCUCAGAAACUGACAUUUACGAGUCAGCCAUAUAUGUAUAUAUAUAUAUUGUUUAAAGAAUUUCAAAUAAUGUGCCACCAUGCCACGCCGUGGAGAGGAGCACACCACCAGCUGUUUGGCAUGACAGGUGACUCAGUACGUUUGUAACUGGUUAAAACAACGACAGCAACCAAUAUACCAUACUUCCUUUUUCCAAACGGCCAUCUUUAUAUUUAGGGGAAAAAAAUUGUUGGGUUCUAGACUUUUUUUUAAUAUAAAUUUUGUUGAUAUGGAAUUGAGUGAGUUCAAGUGUUUCUGUGCAUAUGUUUUUAUAUGUUCUUGUCUAUUCAGUUUCAGUAAUCCAGGUGGCAGUGAGUAAAUAUGAUAUAAGUUAAUGACACUUUCCCCUAAAUGGUGCUCCGGAUUUGAAAGAGGUCUGAUGGGAGGAAGAGAAUAUAUCCUAGAGCCCUCUUUUGAUAAACCUGGACAAACGGGUAAAAACCUGCAGGUAGUGAGGGAAACACCCACAAAGAGGCUCCUUAGCUGUCUGUCAGGCCAUGGAUGGAUGCUGCCUUGGAGGAGAGCAGACUUGUUGGUACUCAGGAGCAAGGAUCAGUUGGGUUUCUGUUUCUUGAGGAAUUAGCAAACAGAGUAGUAUCAAUGAUGGCUGGUCUCUCCUAGUCAGCAAGGGUACUCUGACGUGGGGUCCGCAUUUCUUUAUGUUUUCCCCUUUCCCCUCCCCCUGGAGAGAUGCCACUAGUGAGGUUUUGUGUAUGACUCUGAGUUGUAACAUCCUGCUGUUUUUGUCUGAUACAGCAGGUGGGGGCCAGAGCUCCAAACUGGAAAAGAUCAAUGUAACAGCAAUGGUUACUUCUAGCUCUGUCUGACAGUCUCAGGACUAGGUCCUUCUCAACAGUUCUACGAUAUCCUCUGUGGCAGUUUUCCCAUCCCAAAAGUUGUAGGAGAGACCAGCUAGAAGCCUUCUGGGCACUUGUGGGUUCCCCGGGGUUGGAUUUCUUUUUGCCUUCAAGCUUUAGGGGAGAGUUUCAAAGAUCAAUCCGAGGGGUUACCUCACUGCUGAAAGCCCUAGGGAAGUUGAGUGUGCCAGAAUCCUCUCCCAGAUCCUCCUCUUUCUCCCCAUCCCCCUUGCCUUACAAUUGAAGCUACCUGUGGCACCAUCCCAAUCUGCACAUUCAAUCACUUUCUGCAUCUAGGGUCCACCCCAUGGCACUGGUAGGGGUGGGCCCUUGCAAUGCCUGCUGUUCUAAAGCCAUUCCAGCCUCCUCCUCAGAAUAGACCAGAUCCUCUCCCUCCCUUCCAUUUAGCUGAGAGCCAGAACUUUUGCCUUCCCAGGUCUACAGUUCUGCCUGCUGCCCCCUUUCUUCUUGGUUGGGAGAGGUGAUGGGAGGUGAGACCCCUGCAGCUGAAUGGGCCUUUGGCCCAGAGUUUCUCCCCAUAUGUAUAUAUGCCAUAUGUAAAUAAAUAUGCCACAUAUGUGCUGACAAAUCGCUCUACGCCAUCUUUUCUAAUGGGCAUGCAGAUAGGAAUUUUGAGUUCUUCUCAGCAACUGGUAUAAUGAGCACUGGUAUUUUUGUACAAAACUAAAAGGAAAAAAAAAAGAAAAUUGACUUUCGCGGUCUACAUGUCAGACAUUACGAUAUCAAAGCAAUGUGUAUCCUAGCGUGUGUGGCCGUAGUUUGCAGCUCAGCUGAACAGUGCACCCAAUCUGUAUUUGCAUUUGAUAUUAUUUAAGCUCUAUGUAUAAUGUUUUGCAUGUAUUUAUAUGGCUCUUGGGAGGGGGGGGAUGCUAUAAACCGACAAAUCUGUACUACAAAUGUGUUCUCCAACUGACACGGGAAGAAAGGGAGUUUUAAAGGGUGUAACUUUUUGGAACCAAUAAAGCUUUCUGCUGAUGAACAGAAA